AUGGAAGAUAAGAACGACGGCACCAACAACCGACUGUCGGGCGGAACUCCCUCCUCUCGAUCAUCAAAGGGCACUCGGUCAUCGCCUCAUCGAGCCCCCGCAGAAGAAGAAGUACCCAUCACAGAGGCAGAAGCAGCACAGCCGGAUCUAGCCAUCUUUGUACAUGACUUGCUCCAGGAGAUGGAAGGCAGGUUCUCCGAAAUGGGGGACUCCAUUUCGGGGCGAAUGGAGUCUAUGGGAAAGAAAAUGGAAGAAUUGGAAACCAGUGUCAACGAACUCAUGGAACAAGCUGGAUUACCACCACCAGCCACUCAGCCUCCUCCUGGGACACCGCCCUUGCCACCACCACCACAAGACAAGGCAACCCCAUCACCAACCGCUGCAGCAGUGCCACGUAUGGUGCUUUAA
Molecule: messenger RNA, 408 nt
Organism: Seminavis robusta
Lineage: Eukaryota; Bacillariophyta; Bacillariophyceae; Naviculales; Naviculaceae
Source: the annotation of a GenBank genome assembly